Pyricularia pennisetigena is the source of this 4350-nucleotide messenger RNA. RefSeq lists its product as uncharacterized. Gene Ontology annotation, biological process: protein phosphorylation. The transcript has a single exon. Gene Ontology annotation, molecular function: ATP binding; protein kinase activity; protein binding. Lineage: Eukaryota; Fungi; Ascomycota; Sordariomycetes; Magnaporthales; Pyriculariaceae. The coding region runs from base 1 to 4350 and encodes 1449 amino acids. The record is from RefSeq and is a predicted model, not a curated record.
AUGACCACCUACGUAUAUCCCAACACCUUCAAUUCGUUGACCUCCCAGCUCGGUGUGAGCGUCGGAACCGGGGCCGCAGGAGCCAUCACUUCGGCCAACGACGAAGCCACCACCUCAUCAAAAUCUGCCAAGGACGCCAGCUUUGCGAGCUUUAUUUGUCACACUGCCUACCUCGAGACGCAGCUGCAGAAGGGCGACCAAUCUGCCUUCUUUGCAGGCGGUGGAAAACAGAUUGUCAAUCGGAAGAGGAUUGGAGAGGGCGCCUCGUUCCUGGUCGACCGGGGCGAAUUGCAAGGCAACAACAACAACAACAACAACAACACCGAGACAAACAACAGCCAGGGUCCCAAGUACGUUGCGCUCAAGACGGCCAAAGAGCCCACUGCCGACGACGAAAACAGAGGACGAUGGCGCGACAUCCUGUUCGAGAUACGUGCCCUGCUGCACGAGCCCCUCCGCUACCACCCCAACAUUGCCCACCUCCUCGACAUCCGCUGGGACGGCGGCGGCGAGACGGGCUCUCCCUUCCCGACGCUCGUGGUCGAAUAUGCCGAGUUUGGGACUCUGCUCAGCCUGCAGAGGUCACACGCCCAGGAGCCCCUCCCGUUCUCUAUCAAACAAAAGCUCUGCUACGACGUCGGCAGAGGCCUGUCGAUACUCCACGCGUGCGGCAUCGUUCACGGCGACCUGAAGCACGAGAACGUGCUCAUCUUUGCGAACCGCUACCAGAGCCCGCCCGGCCAGCCCUACACGGCCAAGCUGGCUGAUUUCGGCGGGACGGUGAUGGACAUGGUGGACGACGAAGGGCGCGAGCUGCAGGGCCACCGGAUGCGCGCGCACACCUUUCCCUUUGAGGCGCCCGAGGUCGGCAGGCAGCUCUCCACCGACGGGGCCAAGAAGACGGACGCCUACUCGUACGGCAUGCUCAUCUGGCGCUGCAUGCUCGACUGCGCCGACAUGUUCCUCCUGAGCGGCCUGCAGCUGCCCAGGGGCCGACCCGAGGAGGCAGAGAUGGAGAGGUUGAACGAGUACAAGCGGUCGGACCAGGUGCUCGAGUGGGCCCUGUCCACCGUCUCAGAGUACUUUCUCAGAAGGAGAAUCCCGGCUUCGAGCUUGCAACUGGUCAUGGCGGCCCUCAUGUUCACCCUCCGCGGGGCCCCGGAGCAGCGGGCUUUGGAUCGGGCGCAGGCACGCAUGAGGGGCAUGACGGCGAACCUGGGCUUUACUUAUACUCUGGUCAAGGACGAAGCCAACAGGAGGACGGCUGAGAAUCAACGGUACAGGACUCCCGGCAGCCAUGGGAUGACGGUAGACACGGUGGGUUAUGGACUUGGACGCUUGGGUGACGAGUAUGACGCGCAGAACAACAUGCCCGGUUACCGCCCCGACUUGCCUCAUCCUGAAAGAGGCGGGUUCCAUUUUGACCCCCUGGCCCUGCGCAGGCUGCUCGACUGGGAUCAACAAACGGCCAUGCUGGACGAGUUCAAGGCCGCCGCCCAAGGGGGAGCCCAGGCAACAGCAACGAGCCUGCAGCCCUGGACGGCCGCCUUCUUUCUGUAUCAGUGCUACAUUGUCGGCUUCGGCACCCACUUCAAUGCAGAAGAGGCCUGCAGAUGGCUGUCCAAGGCAGCCGACCCUCCCGAGGAAAUUGCUGGUGUAGACUACCUGGCGCGAGCAUGGCUCACGCGCGUAUACUCGGCGCUCGGCGUCGACAUCCCGCUCAGCCCUGCAGAGCAAAAGGAAAACCUCUGGUGGAGCGUCGUCCGAGGUCACCGGCUGUGCUCUGCCGAUCUGCGCUCCCUCGCCAUGCAGUACCCGCAAGAAGCAGCUCGCCAAGACUGGCUGGGGUCUCUAGAAGAGGCCGAGUGGAACUUUAAAACGAGAACCGGCGCAACCGGCAUGCCAUUUUUCAUCCGACGGAAGUUAUCGCGAGCCUGGUCCGUCGAUGGAGACAUGGCGGCGCUCGACAAUGAAAUCAAGUUGGAGCUGGGUGACCAGUACGACUCCUGCGUCAGACAAGCAGCAGCAGGCGAGAACGGCCAAGAGGCCGGGGACAAGGAGGAGAAGCGCUUCGACAAGAUCUACGUCAACCACAAAGGCCACGGUCUCCUCCACCUCGCGGCGGCGUACGGAUCCGAGACUGCGCUGCGCCACAUGCUCGACAAGUACGACUGCAGCAUCGACCUGCGAAACCAGUCCCACAGCGAGACGCCGCUCCUCUGCGCAGUCAAGGCCGGAAAUCCACCGUGCGUCGAGCUUCUCCUAGACCGAGGCGCCCUGCCGGACGGCCACAAGCCCGGGAGCGAGGCCCUGGUGGAGGAAACCCCGCUGCACUGGCUGUCGAGCUUCGGUGAGAGCAGGGACGAGGAGGAAUACAUGCAUCGCUUGAUCGACAGGCUGCAAGCCGCCGGGGCGGACAUCGAAAAGGUCACGGGCGGCGGGAGACCAGAGGUCAGGGGCAUCAUUGCAGAUUGGGAAAACAGUCUAGGCAUCCCCCUCACGCCCCUCGGCCGUGCAGUGCUGCACCAGAGCCACGCUGCUGUUCGAAGGCUCCUGGCACACGGCGCCGACCCUCUCGGCAGAAGCAGCAAGACGGCGGCCAGGUCGCCGCUGGAGCUGGCUGCUGUGUUGACGCUGCCGGACAUGCUCGAGCUUCUUCUCAAGGCCGUCGACGAGCGCGACCUGGAUGACGAUGUUGACAAGCCCGUCGUCUGGGACGAGAACGAAAUGCUGGAGGCGGCGCACAGCGGUGCCGUCACGGGCUACGAUCCCCUGACUCUCCAGAGCAGGCUCGUGCGUUGCGGAUCCAACUACAAGGUCUGGCUUCGACGGACGCUGCAGAUCCUGCGAGAUCGAAGGCGCCACCAGGACGCCGCCGCAGGAAAGGCUGUCGUUGCAGACUCGAGCGGUGGUGCGAGCCUCUGCCGGGAAAUCAAGCUGGGAAAUGUAGACAUUGUCGAGGCGCUCCUCAACCUCGGCCAUCCGGUAGAAGGCACGCCAGGUUCGAGGCCCAUAGAGGCUGCCGUCCUGUCAAACAACGGCAUCGCCUACGACAUGCUCACCACGAAGCUUUCUCCACUGAGCUUCCCGGAGAAUCAAAACAACACUCUACUGCAGCUGUUUGCAUCCAGGCCAAGAACAGCACCGCGCGACACCGCCAUCGCCGAACAUCUCAUCGCCAGCGGCGUUUCCGUUGCGCCCCAUCCUCAAAGCAGUCUUCCUGGAGCCCUGAGCCUUGCCAUCUACAGGCGGUAUUUCGACCUCGCAGAUCUGCUCAUCGCACACGGCGCCGGACCAGAGCUGAACUCUUACUACACCCCGCCGGGCGCCGCCGACACGAACCAAGUCUCUCUGCUGGGGGUGCUCCUGAGACAGCAUAACUUUGCAACCCUGGAUUCCAUCUCGUACCUGACACGCAUCCACGGCGCCGGCAAAGUCAGCCUCAGCCCGCUGGCCGACCGGACCCGCAACACGAGCGCCCUCCACAUGCUGUGCCUGCAGCCGGCGGAGGAAUGGAACAGCCACUCGCAGAUCUCGGACUGCAUAGUCCAGAAGAUCAUCGAGAUGUUCCCAGACGGGGCGAGCCUGGGAGAGCACGCGGUGCACCCGGAGCUCGGCAGCCCGCUCAAGGCCGCCGUCGCCGCCGCCAACGCGCCCAUGGUCGCCGCGCUGCUGGACUCGGACCACGUCGCCGACGUCGACACGCCCGAGCUGCCCGACCGCCUCAGCCCCCGCGUCCUGGCCGUCCGGCUCGCCCAGCGCUCCAUGACCGACUUCGAAGCCGCCCUGGCCGCCUCCAGGGCCCCGCCCGCCCAGGCCCUGGACGCCCUGAAGCAAAGGUUCGACAUCGCCGGCAUGCUCGCCGUGCCGCCGGACCAGACCCCGCCCGACGCGCCCGCCGACGUCGUCUUCCGGCACCCGAUCGAGUACGACGCCAAGCUGCGGCGCUACGAACUCGAGCUGGCGGCUAUCGGGGCCGCGAGGCCCGCCGACCUCCACCUGCCCAUCCUCGAGAUGCGGUCGCUGGGCCUGGACGAGCAGCAGCAGCAGCAGCAGCAGCAGCAGCAGGCUGGGGUUUCGGGUGGGGUGAACGACGGCGGCGGCAGCAGCAACAACAACAAUAACAACGCGGCCAGGGACCCGAACCUGCCCGUCGAUCUGUCCGUGCUGACAGAGGAGCAGCCGACCGGGUGGCACGAGGGCGUCGAGAUGACCCAUCUCAUGGCCCUCAGGGUCUUUCUCAAGUCUUUCCGCGGCUCCGAGUCUGGCGGGCUGGGGAUCGGCGGGAUCAACGCGCUGAUGAACCAGACUUAUAAUGCGACCGGGGCUGGCGCUGCGGAGGGAAAUUGA